Molecule: messenger RNA, 1276 nt
Organism: Linepithema humile (Argentine ant)
Lineage: Eukaryota; Metazoa; Arthropoda; Insecta; Hymenoptera; Formicidae
Source: RefSeq, a predicted model, not a curated record
UCGGAAUCUAGUGGAGAGUUACUAAUCGAGUUUCUUUCCACGAGAUCGUUACACGAGUGUUGCGCGAAUUUACGUCAGAGCCGAGUCGAGUGAAAGCGGAGAAAGAGAAAUCUGUUAGUGGUCCAGCAAGAAAAAGUUCGAGCUACAGCAAGCCAACAGCGUUGAAAAUUCAUUCAACCGGGGUUACGAAUACUACGAAGAUUCCCUCAUUUAGUGAAGUGUGCAAGAAAGGUGCAUUAAGGAUUAAACCGCCAAACGAGCAAGCAUCCGAGGGGACACUGACUACAGAUAUGACUUGUUGCCAGAAACUGCAAUCUUACCACACACAGAUCACAAUGACCGACAGUGGAAAAUCGUCGUGGUGCGAAGAAAAGCGGUGCCGCCGAAGCACUAUCGCCUGCGGUAUGCUGCCGACUCUUCGAGAAUUGGCUUCCAGAGGAUGCAACACUCAAGGCAGCGUUUGUCUUGUACCUCUCAAUGUCAAGAUGGAUGCAGCGAGCCACCUUCAGAUGACACUGCUCGAGGCUUAUUGCCGGGAGAUCGGGAUCAAGGUGUUAAGUGUGUCCGAGGAGGUGAUACGAGAUCAUUUUUGCCCAGGAAGCACAGAUAUGUCAUGCGUCCUGAUUGCCAAGGAGGAUUCAUUAUUUUUGGAGUUACCGGAUUGAAACGGGAACGCUCAUCCUUGAAAAUUGAAAUAAGGAAAAAAAAUGGACUAUGCGCAGUCCUUUAUAAGUCGAAGCACUUUGCUAAGGAUUAUCUCUGUACUGAGGAGGUCUCUGCAACAAAGAGUGCAAGGAGGAAUACUGAUCUAGCAAUGUAUUUGGUGUAUCUUAUCAGCGAGGGUGUUGAUAAGCAACAUUAUAUGUUAAAAUAUAUAUUAAACGAGAUAUACCAGCCAUCUCGAUAUUAGGUCUGUUUUUUUUAGCUCUUUGAUUGCACUUCCUUUGAUUUCGAAUACUCUUUUUCUAUUUUUCUCAUUUCUCCUUUUUCUCUAAUAUAUACUCACCUUUGAAUGCAGGAAGUGUAAUACAAUGCGGCUGAAAAGAACGGAUUUAUUCUUGUUUCAACAAGCGAGUGAUAGUUGGAAUCACUUUGUUACUGAAUAAGAUAUAUUUAUUGAUGUAUGUACUUUUUAAUUAUGUAUACCAUUUGUUGUGAAGAACAAACAUAAUCUUUAUUAUGUAUACUUGGUAAAAAUCGACAGCUGAACCAUGUCGAAGAAAAAUGUAAACUUGUACCAUCGUUGAUAUGAUGAUUAAAUGAUAUUUUGACGAGA